Rhipicephalus sanguineus (brown dog tick) is the source of this 2456-nucleotide messenger RNA. RefSeq names its product NAD kinase 2, mitochondrial (gene Nadk2). The transcript has 9 exons. The coding region runs from base 130 to 1713 and encodes 527 amino acids. NCBI's taxonomy places the organism in Eukaryota, Metazoa, Arthropoda, Arachnida, Ixodida, Ixodidae. Gene Ontology annotation, cellular component: mitochondrion. Gene Ontology annotation, biological process: NADP+ biosynthetic process; NAD+ metabolic process. Gene Ontology annotation, molecular function: NAD+ kinase activity. The record is from RefSeq and is a predicted model, not a curated record.
CACGACGGCGGUUGCGUUUGUACGCUCGGGCUCUGUCUUCCUUUAAAGUUUAAAAUACAUCGGGCCCCUUUUAAUGCCUCUGAAGCGUCUGCGCUUUGUGUCGAGGCCGGCAUUGCCCGAGACUCGGGGAUGCGCUACUGCGCCUACAGAUUUCUUCACCGUGCGGUGGUGGCCGUGAACCGGCUAUCAUCUGACACGCUGCUCGGGGGCUCAGUGACCGGGCGUUGGUGGUGGUGUGACCGGCAUCUGCGGCUGCCGGCCGAAACAUGUGAGCGCGGCGGCGAGCGUGCGAUGAAGCAGAUCUGGAGAGUGGCCCUGCGCAGACACUACGCGAGCAGCCAUGCCAGUUUGCCGUCCGUGAGGCAUCGCGCCGGGACCGCCCGGACCGGUAAUCUGCUGCGGUUGGCCCCGAUCCGGUCGGCCUACUACCCCGCUUGCUGCGCGCUCCUCUCGAGCCGCCGCCUGGACGGUGGUUGCCGCCUCGCGCCGGCCAUGCACUUCUCGACCAGCACGGCCGCCGAGUUCGGCAGCGCAGCCGACGAAGAGGAGCCCGUGUUCCGGCCCCGGCGUGCUCUGGUGCUCACCAAGUUCUCGCGCUACGAGUUCGAGAAGCGGCGCCACGCGCACCUCACCGAAGAGCAGCUGGUGCAAGAUCUGGAGUCCCGGGGCUCGGACUACAACAGCCUUGUCCACCACCACAAGAUCCACACCAAGAACCGGGAGCUGGUGGUCAACACUCUCAGGGAGAAUGGCAUUGAGACUAGGCUUGUGGACCGGUUCGACUACACGGACAGCAACAUCGACUGGGCAGACGUCAUCUUCACGACGGGUGGCGAUGGCACGUUCCUUAUGGCAGCCAGCAAAAUCCACACGCGUGACAAGCCCAUCAUAGGCAUCAACAGCGAUCCUUCGAGGUCUGUCGGGUACCUCUGUCUUCCUGGCCACUACACGGAGAACUUCCCGCUUGCCCUGAGACGGCUACUGACGGGCAAAUUUCAGUGGAUGUGGCGACAGCGGCUGAGGGUGACCCUCAAAGGCGAACAUGCGUUCGAUGCACCGGUUGAGCUCCAUGACCAGCAGCUGCAGUACCCCGAGUACCGCUUCCUCGACUGCUGGCAGGAGCAGCACCGCAAGCCCACCACCGACGACGGGGCCACACAGCACUCGGUGGGCGAUGCCGUGCACGUGCUCCCCGUGCGAUCGCUCAACGAGGUGUUUGUCGGCGAGUCUCUCUCUUCGCGAGUGUCCUACUACGAGCUCUCGGUGGAUGGCUCGCCACGGACGAAGCUCAAGAGCUCGGGUUUGACCAUCUGCUCGGGUACGGGGUCGACCUCGUGGUCCUUCAACAUCAACAAGGUCACGCCUCAAUGCAUACAGAGGAUCCUCGACAUUGUGACUGCAGAGACUGGCGUGGACCUACCAACGCGGGACCCGAAACUCAUCGAGCGCGUCACGACGAAUUUCAACAACUCGCUUAUCUUCGACCCCUCUAAGUGCCUCAUGGCGUACACCAUACGGGAUCCUGUUGUCUUCGGAACCGACUUCAACAGCAAACCCCGUGGCUUUGCCAAGAGGAUUGAGGUGAAGUCGAGGAUGUUUGACGCCUGUCUCGUCAUUGAUGGCGGCUUAUCCUUCGUCUUCAACGAUGGUGCGACGGCAGUGUUCGAGAUUUUCGACGAGGACGCUUUGCGGACAGUGCAAUUUGCCGACUGAUUUUCUCUCCUUUUUUUCUUUUUUUUUUUUCUUUAGCUGCGAAGGCUGUGUUCUAAAUACGCAACUUUUGCCAGUUGCAGCUCAGUUUUGGUGAGAGCGGAGAGUUUUGUCAGCUGAACUUCAGUGCAUCAUUGCGAAAGAGCCGUGUGUGCUCAAGCUGUUUUUCUUCUUCAGUGCACCAUUUCUGACAAGUGCCUUUAGAUAACUCGGAACAAAUAUGUAUGUAUACGUCUAGUACAUUUGUUUUAUGUAUCUUGACUGUCUUAAGCAUUGCGAGGACAUCAUUCUUGUUGUCUAAAGUAUCUUUAUAUUCUUGCUGCUCAGUGCUGAAUGAAUUUUUUUUUUAGCUAAAUGAAUUUCUUGCUUAAAUAAGGUGUGGUUUCUCCUUCUCUUGGACUUCUUUUUUGACCUCGUCAUGCGUUUCUUUCCAAAAGCCGUCGCAGAAGAGUAUCGGGAAGGACAUCAUACAUAGAUUGUUUGUUGCAUAUUGUAGCUCUAUUUUCUAGGUGUUUUGUGUGGAGUGCUCCUUACUUUCCUGAAGUUGAGGUGCAACUGGAAAUCUUGCGUUCUCUCUUCUUGCCUGUGCCUAUGUAUAUACAGAUGUUAAAUUUCUUUUAACAAUGCUUGGGACUUGCUCCAUCUAUCCUCUUCCCUUCGGCGCAUUUUUUUUUUUCUUCGGUGUUUGUCGGAUCUCAUGCCGGCUUGAAGUCAUUAGUAAAAAUAAAUAUAUUUUUAUACGUACA